CCCGGCAGUGUUUGGGCGACGCCUCGCUCGGGUUUGGAGGAGCAUUUGGAUCGGGUCAGGGGAAAGUAACCAUAGCAACGGGAGCGGGGGUGAAGGGUAGUUGCCUCUGUACCGGGUGUCGUUAGUUGGGGUAACUAUCAUCUAACAGGGCGGGAGGUGUUUAAUUGCCUUGUGUAACACAUCUAUAGAGCUAAUUACUAUAGCACAGGCGAGAAGGGAUGAUUAACCCUGGCCAGCGCAGAGGGAUAAUUAUUGAAAUAGUAUAACAACGGGGAUUCAAAGUGGCAGGGAUAAUUAUCAGAGCAAAGGGGUAAUUUUCCCAGUAACAGGAGUUAUUAGAGGAGAAGAGGGUUAGUUAUUACUACUAGCAAGGGUAGUAACCACAGGAAGUGGGGGUAAUUGUUGGUAUAACAAGGAUUAUUUGUCAAAUUGGGAGUAAUUCCCCUUCAAGAGCACACUAGCACAGUGUGUGGGGGUUAAUAAGAUGUAUUAGGACCAAGGGUUGGUAACAGAAGUGAUUACCUUAACCAUAGUGGUUAAUUACAGUAAAAACAGCUGCAAUUGCCCCAAUAGCAGUGGUAAUUGAUAUAUUAGGGAGAUCUGGGGGUAGUUACUGUAAGAACAAGGUUGAUAGAGGGUAUUUCAACAGUGUUGUGGGGUAGUUAUCCAGAGGGAAGGGGUGUUGAUGAUAGAGGAGGUUUGGGGCACCCCUCCUAAGUUCUUCACUCACGGGUGACUCGAGGGGCGGAGAGGAGCCUCGGACUGUGUCGCUGCCAGUCUCACUGAGAGGCGCAGGCUCAGCACCAUGGCAGUCGAACUGGAUGUGUUUGUGGGCAACACCACUCUGAUCGACAAGGAUGUCUAUCAGCUCUGGCUCGAUGGAUACUCAGUCAGCGAUGCGGUGGCAAUCCGGAUAGAAAGUGGGAUCCUGGAGCAGACCGGUGCAUCCUCGGACGUGCUGGAAAGUGACACCAUGGACCACUACCGCACCUUCCAGAUGCUGGAGCGGCUCCUGCACAGCCCCCCGAAACUGAUCAACCAGCUGCUCUUCCAGAUACCCCCGCAGAUGCAGUCCAUGCUGAUUGAGAAGUACUAUCGAUUUGAUGAGCCGUUUGUGCGGGAGGUCCUGGGGAAGAAGCUGUCAAAAGGGACCAAGAAGGACCUGGAUGAUGUCAGCGCCAAAACAGGCAUCACCUUGAAGAGCUGUCGGAGACAGUUCGAUAACUUCAAGCGGGUGUUCAAAGUAGUGGAGGAGAUGAAAGGGCCACUGGUGGAGAACAUCCAGCAGAACUUCCUACUUUCGGACCAGCUGGUCGGUGACUACGCCGCCGUGGUGUUCUUCGCCAACAGCCGUUUCGAGACUGGGAAGAAGAAGCUUCAGUACCUGACCUUCGAGGACUUCGCCUGCUGCGCUGAGCAGCUGAUACAGAACUGGACCCUGGGGGCAGUGGACUCCAACGUCGAUGACAUGGAUGUGGACCUGGACAGGGAAUUCCUGCAGGACCUCAAGGACCUGAAAGUACUCAUCACUGAUAAGGACCUGUUAGACCAACACAAAAGCUUGGUCUGCACUGCUGUGAGGGGCAAGGUCAGCGUCUUCAAUGAAAUGGAGGCAAACUUUAAGAAUCUCUCCCGGGCUCUCAUCAACAUCGCUGCCAAGCUCAUUCACACCAAGGACGUGCGAGACCUCUUCAUCGACCUCGUGGAGAAGUUCAUCGAGCCCUGCAAGUCGGACCGCUGGAACGCCAGCGACGUCAGCGUCUUCCUGACGCAGUACACCAACGCGGCCCGCGCCCUUGACGCCUUCAAACACCAGGCUUUGUGGGAGCGGUACAUGGGCACCAUCAAAAACUGCAUCCUGAAGAUGUACCACGACUGAGGGCUCGCGUCUGGUCCUGCUCGGAGCAGAACAAAACCUACUAGCCUCUGCUCAAUCCAGCGAGAAUCUGCAAGCUCGUGAGAUUUUUUCUUUAAAUUGCAAAUAUCGGGAAUGUUAGAAGGAGUUAAAGGGCAGAUCCGGCCCGGCUGUUUGCUAUUUAAAAUUGGACCGAUCAAACAACCUCUCCUGUGGUGGUUGUCCGGGGGACUGUGUCGUUAGCGCCCAACGCAGAAGGGGAAGAGGCAGCCCGCAUGUUCGAUGAAUAUGUGAAAUGGCCUGACUACCGUGGACCUGGGGGAAGGGUGGAUAAACCUGUAUCCACUCACAUGUCCGUGGUACUUUACUGGGUCUGCGCGUGAAAGGGGGGGUGUUUGCUCCCCUCUCUCUAUCUCCCUCCCUCUCUUCUCUGCCUACCUCUUGCCCAACCUCUCCUCUUCCCCCUCAACUGUUCAAGUCUCUGUUCCCUUCUUCCCUCCACCACCUCGCUCCCUGUUCACCAGACUCCUAUUCCUACCUCCCUUCCUGCCCCUCGAAUCCCCUCCACCCUACCAAAAUCCUCCUUUCCCCUAACCUCCAUAUCCCCCCUCACCUUUACCAGUCCCAUCACCCAUCCCCUGCCUUUGCAUUUUCACAUCACUCUACCCCUUCCUGCACUCCCCUCUGUUGUCCCUCUCUGCCUCAUCCCCCUCCCACUCCAUUACUCUCCCUUUCCCCUUUCCCUCCCCUGCUUUCCUUUCCUUCGCCCCUCUUUGCUCCCUCAAAUCCUCUUCCUUUGCCGUAACUCCACCUCUCCCACCUGUUUUACCCAUUUCCCCCUCAACUUCCCCUUUCGUCCACCAUCCACCUCACCCCAACCUCUCCUCAGAUCCCCUCUCUGUUCCCCCUCCACUACCCCAUCCCAUCCCUCUCCAAUCCCCCCACCCCAUCUACCUCCACUCUCCCCGCCCUGUCUCCCUCCACUCCCCCGCCCUGUCUCCCUCCACUCCCCCCGACCCGUCUCCCUCCACUCCCCCCGCCCCGUCUCCCUCCACUCCCCCGCCCCGUCUCCCUCCACUCCCCCGCCCCGUCUCCCUCCACUCCCCCCGCCCCGUCUCCCUCCACUCCCCCCGCCCCUCCUGCCAUGAGGUCUACAUCUCUGUCUACCCACCUGCCCCCAGGAGAGGGCUGUGUUUCAGAGUUAUCACCUUUUAUCUGUAAUGCAAAGUCGGGUUAGUUGCGUGUGUCCAGAGACGCGUGAUGGAAAAGAAUAAAUUUUGUGUUGUCUUAAAUUU
Molecule: messenger RNA, 3150 nt
Organism: Hypanus sabinus (Atlantic stingray)
Lineage: Eukaryota; Metazoa; Chordata; Chondrichthyes; Myliobatiformes; Dasyatidae
Gene: fibpa
Product: fibroblast growth factor (acidic) intracellular binding protein a
Exons: 10
Coding region: 806-1879 (357 amino acids)
Biological process (GO): platelet aggregation
Cellular component (GO): nucleus
Molecular function (GO): fibroblast growth factor binding
Source: RefSeq, a predicted model, not a curated record